AUGGCCGACACUGACCCGGCGCCUAGGGCAGCCGGAUUCGAGGACCUGGUCAAGUUGAUGGAGAGACAGACCGAGCUGACGGGUCGGCUCUUGGUCGAGACGGAAAAUGUUCGCAAAGGAUUGGCGGGAGCUUCUACGUUAUCGGGCAAUGCUGUAUCAUUUGAGAUCCUUGAUAUCUUGCGCAAGAUAUACGAAAAACAAGUCUCUGUGGCUUCAAGUUCGGAUAUGACAAAGCAGGCGAUCCCCGCCGUCCCUGCAACAAAUCGCUGGAGGGGGACACUCGACACCACCCUUGUUUUCAUUGCUCUUUUCUCGGCCAUCAUCAUCAACCUUUUCGUGCAGUCCCUUCCGGAGCUGUCACAAAAUCCCGUGGAUAGGACAAACGAGCUGCUCCAGAAUCUCACCAACAUUGUGGUCGCCACCAGUGACGUCAAUUCCGACCUGAACAUAUCGCCACCCGUCCCUUUCAAGCCUGACGCAACGGCAGUCCGCCUCAACUUCUACUGGUCCAUAUCGUCAAUUCUUAGUGCUCACAAAAAGCUGGGCGACCUUCACCGGCGUUGGUUAGAAGCCAACAGGUUGCUCGCUCCUACGGUCGAGUUCCUUCCCCAACUCCUGGUUCUUCCCGUCGUCUUGUUCGUUGUUGGGCUGUUGGACAACGUCAUCUCGAGUGCAGUGCCACUCUCGUCACCGUUCAUCCAGGUCCUCGUCGCUGGCAUUUUGUCGUCUGUUUUUGACACCGCUGUUGCGAUGUACACAGUGUGGACAGUGCUCCAUGGAUGGUUGUACCCUGAUCGUUCUCCGUUCCAGUCAAGCCUGAUGCAUUUCUGGAUCAUAUAUGGCCCUUCGAUAACCAGCGCAACUGAUCAGCUUUUCAUGAACAUUCCUAGCUCUUGUCGUUCAUGGUUGUCCUGGCUUACGAGGGGUUCGGAUUGGUCUCAGAACGCUAUCUUGGCUGCUGCUCAUUCAUCCUCCUCCUCCGAUACAGCAGUCGUCAAUGUUCUUCCUCAGACAGACCACGCUCCGAAAAGCGCAACUCUUUAA
This is a messenger RNA of Stereum hirsutum FP-91666 SS1, 1044 nucleotides long. RefSeq lists its product as uncharacterized. Lineage: Eukaryota; Fungi; Basidiomycota; Agaricomycetes; Russulales; Stereaceae. The record is from RefSeq and is a predicted model, not a curated record. The coding region runs from base 1 to 1044 and encodes 347 amino acids. The transcript has 6 exons.